GAGAGCAGCUCGUUAAAUGAAAUGAAUCUGCUGCCUCUGAAUCCAUCAGGACACUAAGGCACUAUUUUUAUUUUUUUUUAUUUUUUAUUUUUUUAGUAGUUGCAUUUUUUUUUCUUGCAAUGUCGACGUUGGGGACGAGUUACUACGUCGAGUCGUCUGUUCUUCCCGAGCAGCAGGAGGAUAUGGCACCGAGGUUCUCCUCAGCUGCAGGGGUGGAGCAGGCGAUGCUCACCGAAUAUGGCGGACACGAGUCUUUCCCCUUGCAGGCGAAAUCUUCUAUUUUUGGUGGAUCUUGGAGUCCCAUCUCGGCCCACCCUCCGAACACAGCCACCCCGACUUACAUACAUCACCCGUACGCGAGCGGCGACGGCGAUGGCAUGUUUACGCGCUCCUGGGCGUUGGAUCCGGUGUCCGCGUCCCUGUGUUUGACGGGAUUACCUUCGACAGGCAUGCAUUACGAGAUCAAACCCGAGCCCCUGGUCGGGAGCGCCGAAUGUACAACUCUGGAGACGCACACACCUCUUUUGUCUGACAUUGGAAACGAGGCGUCCCUCGCGGAGAUUCCCUGCGAAACCACGUCCUGCGCGUCGAAAGCCGCGGAGGGGAGCCCGUCAGCAGAGGAAGUGAGGGAGGUGGAUGCAAAUGACCCAUCGUCCAACUGGCUUCACGCGAAGCCCACCCGAAAAAAGCGUUGCCCCUAUACAAAGCACCAAAUCCUCGAACUGGAAAAGGAGUUUCUGUUUAACAUGUACCUCCCCCGGGAUCGUAGAUACGAGAUAGCAAGACUCCUGAGUUUGACCGAGAGACAGGUGAAAAUCUGGUUUCAGAACCGCAGGAUGAAGAUGAAGAAAGAAAACAAAGACCGGCGGAGAGACAGUUAACUUGUUUAUU
Messenger RNA from Acanthopagrus latus (yellowfin seabream), 891 nucleotides. It is a transcript of the gene hoxa9b, whose product is annotated as homeobox A9b. Lineage: Eukaryota; Metazoa; Chordata; Actinopteri; Spariformes; Sparidae. Bases 120 to 881 code for a protein of 253 amino acids. The transcript has 2 exons. Gene Ontology annotation, molecular function: RNA polymerase II cis-regulatory region sequence-specific DNA binding; DNA-binding transcription factor activity, RNA polymerase II-specific. The record is from RefSeq and is a predicted model, not a curated record. Gene Ontology annotation, cellular component: nucleus. Gene Ontology annotation, biological process: regulation of transcription by RNA polymerase II; embryonic skeletal system morphogenesis; proximal/distal pattern formation.